Messenger RNA from Hyla sarda, 2285 nucleotides. Its product is annotated as small integral membrane protein 44-like. Lineage: Eukaryota; Metazoa; Chordata; Amphibia; Anura; Hylidae. Bases 1752 to 2126 code for a protein of 124 amino acids. The transcript has 5 exons. The record is from RefSeq and is a predicted model, not a curated record.
GUUACAACAUGAUAAGAAGAAACACCUGCUUAGAUAUUAAGAAGGGUAUUAACAUAUCUUAUGAUUUGUAGGAACACUGGGAACAGCUUGGCAUCACAAUCUGGACAUAUGAGACAUAAGGAAGCACACAUUUCAAAAACAAUCCAGUAGAUGGAGGAAUAUUGAUGUAAGCUAAAUAAAGCUGCGCCAAAGAAACUGGGAUUUCGUAUAAAAUCCUGAAUAGAGAAGAAUGUUUAAUAUGAAUCGCAGCACACUUCUCAGCAGAGAAAUGAAAUGCUUGAAGGACGGAGCUUUGAAUCAGAGUAGCAACAUAUUGAAGCAGUGAGGCUUUGGAAAAUGGAAGUUCAAAUGCUGACAUACUACUCUAUGGAGGAAGAAACAGAAGAACCAUUGUAUCAAGACUACAAACCACCAGCAUUGGAUGCUAUCCAGUUGCCAAAAUAUGUCCUAUAUUUGUUGAUGGCAGCGCUUGUAGUUAUUGUGGUCGCAUAUGCAAUUGUGGGCCAUUUAAUGAAAGACCUUCUACAUGAUUUUGCAGAUUGGGCAUUUGGACCAAAGAUAGAGGACCAGAAACCUGGGGAAAGAGGCUUCAAAGAUGAGAGUGAAAGACAUGCUGGUGAGUUUACACUAAGCAUGGAUGGAGGGGAAAUACAAUUUGGAGACCUACCAUUCUUGGAUAGAGAUCCAUUACCUGCACAUUCAGCCCACCGGCCUUCUCUGAUCACCUUUAAAGAAGUCAGCCGCAGCAAGCUCUUCUGAUAUGCACUAGUAAAAGAACUCUGGAAGGCUUCAAGAACCAUAAAAAAACAUGAUGGAAUAUGAUUUGGAAUUUUAUUUAAUGUAAUACUGAACACACUCCUGAAUGUAAAAUACAAUGUAACUCCUGAAUGUAAAAAAGUAACAUCAAUAAAUAUUAUUAGUUAUUAGAACCAAAAUAGUAACAAACUAUCCAAUAACAGUAACAAAUGGGAAGAAAAAGAAGGAAGAGCACAGAUGUUAAGCACAAAAGCAUGCUUUUACCCAAGCAGGUAAACAGAAGAAGCCACAUAUAAGAAAAGAUUACUGCAUAAUACUGGCUUACACUUUAAAAUGCUCACGGCAGAAAUCAGUAACUUACCAGGCAAAGUCCAACAAUGAAAUCUUUAAUCGGUUUAUAGCAGCAGUAAAUGCAGCCUGUGGACAGCCUGGCAUAACUAACCAUAUAAUAAGUUGUUACAAUAUUACAGAAAAUACAGGAUAAAUAGUAGUCUUAGGCCUUCACAUAAGGGACUGAGCUAAAUAUUAUAGAGUUAGGUAGCAUCAUAUUGUCAUAUAGUGAGCCCUGUGGUACGUUUCAUAUUGGUGCUUAAAAUGUAGGUGUACUCCAUAAUAAAUAUUAAAUGUACAUAUAGCUUAUUAUAGUGUGUACUUUCCGUAAAUGCCUAUUAUAAUAAACAGUGAGUCCCACAUCCAACUCCUGCAGUGUUAUGUUAUUUUAAUGUGUUAAUUGUGGUUGAAUCUGUAGUGAACUUGCUUUGUUACAUAAGUCUGGGAGGAGAUGGAAUAUCAUGUUACAGAACUCAAAGUUAGUGGCUUUUACCCCCAGAGCCGCCAUAAAAUGCAGAUAACUGAGUGACUAAUGGUGUAUUAAGAAAGAGGCAGAACAAGGAAUAUAUUCUGUGUGUGGAUCAAAACAGACAACAGCCAGUUGGAUUACUGCUUUCAAGCUGAAGGUUUCUCCAAAGAAUUACCUUUUUCAACAAUUCUUCACUAUGACCACCGCAUGCAAAAUGAUUGUUGCUUUGCUGUUUUUUAUAUCUACAAAUGCACAGCAAGAUGUGCGUCAAGAAUCGUCUAGUUCAAACUCCGGUGGGCUUCAGCCAUGGUUGCUUGGUCUUACAGCCAUGGUUGUCUUCCUUUUUAUUGUGUUUAUCUUAAUGAUUGUAAACAGACUCUGGUGCAAUAAAAGGAGUAACAUUGAUGAGGAAGACAAUAAAAGAGAAAGAGCUCAAAUGAAUGUCUAUGACAAUGAUGGACUUGAUGAAGAAGGAUUUGAAAACAAGCUAAAAGAACAUGAAGGAAACAUGAAAGCCAUGGGCAAGUGGGAUAAAAAAGAAAACGAUGAGCCAAAAGUCACAGCAAUGUGAUCAUCCUGAUAUUUUAGUAUGUUUGUUUUUCCUAAAUGUAAAAUGUAUACGUUUACGGCAAACAGAUGUGUUUCAUCAUUAUUAAUAAAUUAAUAAAUCACAGCCUUACAUUAAAAAACACAUUUCAAUAAAGAGUUAUUUCUGCAUUAUUUUUACCAA